Molecule: messenger RNA, 5682 nt
Organism: Chelonoidis abingdonii (Abingdon island giant tortoise)
Lineage: Eukaryota; Metazoa; Chordata; Testudines; Testudinidae
Gene: PTCH2
Product: patched 2
Biological process (GO): negative regulation of smoothened signaling pathway
Cellular component (GO): plasma membrane
Molecular function (GO): hedgehog family protein binding; hedgehog receptor activity; smoothened binding
Source: RefSeq, a predicted model, not a curated record
CGCAUCCAGCGGCACUGCGGGAAGGUGCUGCUCGCCGGGCUGCUGCUCUUCGGCGCGCUGGCCCUGGGGCUCCGGGCCGCCGCCAUCGAGACCGACCUGGAGCAGCUGUGGGUGGAAGCUGGCAGCCGUGUCAGCCAGGAGCUCAGGUACACGAAAGAGAAGCUGGGGGAAGAAUCCGUCUACACGUCCCAAAUGCUGAUCCAGACCCCAAAACGGGAAGGGGAGAACGUCCUCACCCAGGAGGCGCUGGAGCUGCACCUCGAGGCGGCACUGGCAGCCAGCAAGGUGCAAGUCUCGCUGUAUGGAAAAUCCUGGGAUUUGAACAAAAUCUGCUACAAAUCCGGUGUCCCGAUCAUUGAGAAUGGCAUGAUCGAGCGGAUGAUCGAGAAGCUUUUCCCCUGUGUGAUCCUGACCCCUCUGGACUGCUUUUGGGACGGCGCCAAGCUGCAGGGAGGCUCCGCCUACCUCCCGGGGCGGCCGGACAUCCAGUGGACGAACCUGGACCCCGUGCAACUGCUGGAGGAGCUGGGCCAGUUCACCUCGCUGGAGGGCUUCCGGGAGCUGCUGGACAAGGCGCAGGUGGGACAGGCCUACGUGGAGCGGCCCUGCCUCAACCCCCGCGAGCCCGCGUGCCCUGCCAGCGCCCCCAACAGGCCGAGCCAGCAGGACCCCGACAUCCCUGCCGAGCUGACGGGGGGCUGCCACGGCUUCUCCCGGAAAUUCAUGCACUGGCAAGAGGAGCUGAUCCUGGGUGGCACCACGAAGGACCCACAGGGCAGGCUGCUGAGCGCUGAGGCCCUGCAGAGCAUGUUCCUGCUUAUGAGCCCGCGGCAGCUCUACGAGCACUUCAGGGAUGACUACGAGAUCCAGGACAUUGGCUGGAGUGAGGAGAAGGCGGCUGCCAUCCUGGAGGCCUGGCAGAGGGAGUUUGUUGAGCUGGCUCAGGAGUCCCUCCCGCAGAACAGCUCCCAGCGUGUCCACGCCUUCUCCACCACCACGCUCAGCGAUAUCAUGAAGUCCUUCUCGGACGUGAGCGCCAUCCGUGUGGCCGGGGGCUACCUUCUGAUGCUGGCAUAUGCCUGCGUGACCAUGCUGCGCUGGGACUGCUCCAAAUCUCAGGGGGCCGUGGGCUUGGCCGGUGUCCUGCUGGUGGCCCUCUCCGUGGCGUCAGGACUCGGGCUCUGCUCGCUGCUGGGAAUCUCCUUCAAUGCAGCCACCACCCAGGUGCUGCCGUUCCUGGCCCUGGGCAUCGGGGUGGACGAUAUGUUCCUCCUGGCUCACGCCUUCACCGAGACCAGCCAGCACAUCCCCUUUAAGACCCUGGCUCCCCAGCAGGCUCUGCGCCCCGUGUCCCCGCAGGCUGCCGUGGUGGUGGUGUUUAACUUCGUCAUGGUGCUGCUCAUCUUCCCGGCCAUCCUCAGCCUGGAUCUGCACCGACGCCAGGACCAGCGGCUUGACGUCUUGUGCUGCUUUUACAGCCCGUGCUCCUCCCGUGUCAUCCAGAUCCAGCCGCAGGAGUACGCCGACGCCAGCGAGAACCACGCCUCUCGCCCCUCGCCAUACGGGCACCCGGCUGUGGCCACCAGCACCCAGAUCACCACCACAGUGCAGGCCUUCGCCCGCUGCGACCCCUCAGGCCGGCACGUUGUCACCAUCCUGCCGCCCACCGCCCAGGUCUGCACUGCGCCACUGGCUCCCGCCGACCCGCUGGGCUCCCAGCUGUUCGCCCCGGCCAGCUCCACCCGCGACCUGCUGGCCCAGCUGGACGGGGCCAAGGGGGGCCGGGAGUGCGUGCCGCUGCCCCUGUGCCGCUGGAAUCUGGCUGACUUCGCCAGGGAGAAGUACGCCCCCCUCCUGCUGCAGACUCAGACCAAGGGUAUCGUGGUGCUGCUGUUCCUGGCGCUGCUGGGCCUCAGUCUGUAUGGCAGCACACUGGUGCAAGACGGGCUGUACCUGACGGACAUCGUGCCGCGGGGCACCAAGGAGCACGCCUUCAUCGCCACCCAGUCCAAGUACUUCUCCUUCUACCACGUCUUCAUCGCCACCAAGGGCGGCUUCCACUACCCCAGCUCCCAGGAGGCGCUGUACGGCCUGCACCGGGCCCUGGGCGCCCUGCAGCACGUGGUGCGCGACCAGGCCCGCCAGCCGCCCCGGAUGUGGCUGCACUACUUCCAGGACUGGCUGCAAGGCCUGCAGGCCGCCUUUGACAAGGAGUGGCAGGCCGGGCGCAUCACCCGUGACAGCUACCGGAACGGCUCCGAGGACGGCGCGCUGGCCUACAAGCUGCUCAUCCAGACGGGUGACAAGAAGGAGCCGUUCAACUACAAUCAGCUCACCACACGCCGCCUGGUCGACGAGAACGGCAUCAUCCCCCCAGAGACCUUCUACAUCUGCCUGACUGUGUGGGUGAGCAAUGACCCGCUGGGCGUCGCCGCCUCCCAUGCCAACUUCUACCCCCCGCCGCCCGAGUGGAUCCACGACAAGUACGAUGCCACUGGCGAGAACCUGCGAAUCCCCGCAGCCCAGCCCCUGGAGUUCGCCCAGUUCCCCUUCUACCUGAGCGGCCUGCGCCAGACUGCGGACUUCGUGGAAGCCAUCGAGAGCGUGCGGGCUGUGUGCGAGGAGGCGGCCCGGGAGCGCGGCGUGGCCAGCUACCCCAGCGGCUACCCCUUCCUCUUCUGGGAGCAGUACAUCGGCCUGCGCCACUGGUUCCUGCUGGCUGUCAGCAUUGUGCUGGCCUGCACCUUCCUGGUGUGCGCCGUGCUGCUGCUCAACCCCUGGACCGCUGGCAUCAUCGUGGCCGUGCUGGCCAUGAUGACGGUCGAGCUCUUUGGGAUCAUGGGGCUGAUGGGCAUCAAGCUAAGCGCCAUCCCAGCCGUGAUCCUCAUCGCCUCGGUGGGCAUUGGCGUCGAGUUCACCGUCCACGUGGCCCUGGUGAGUCGGGUGGGGGCGCCUGGGAGACGGAAAUUGCUAGCAUUGGAGCACCGGGCCGCCCCCCGGGCCGCCUCAUCCACACUGCUGGGUCUACUCAUGCGCGGCUCCGAGUUCGACUUCAUCCUGAGGUAUUUCUUUGCCGUGCUCACUGUCCUGACUGUCUUGGGCCUCCUGAACGGCCUGGUGCUGCUGCCCGUCCUGCUGUCAGUCAUCGGGCCCCCGGCCGAGGUCAUCCCAGCCGAUAAUGGCAGCCGCCUGCCGUCACCAGAGCCCAUCCCCCCACCCAUCAGCCAUCACGGCUUCUACGUGCGGCCGCCCCAGGCCUGGCCCGGUGCCUUCGCGGACUCCCUGGACUCGCAGUACUACUUGGAGAGCACUGCGGGCUCGGGGCUGACCCACCCCCAGCCCUACGACCCCGGCACCUACAUCCUGCCGCCCACCCCGGCCCGGGUCCUGGUGCAGGCCAGCAAGAAUCCCAGCUUCCCCACCAUCACGGUGGUGAAAACCUACCAGGAGAACCAGGAGCCGAUGGGGAAGAAAGAGCCACUGAGCACCAGCCAGCCCCAGUCUCUGCCUGCCAGCGACUCCCUCCCAUCGGCCGGCCCAGAUCUCAGGGACUUGCCUCAGCACAGACUGCCCCGGCCCGGCCCCCCGGGUGCCAGGACUGCCCCGCACGGAGCACCCCGGCCCCUGCGGACUGCCCUCCCCAUCUACAGCGGCAGCUACACCACGGUGACAGCCAUGGCUUCUGUGACGCUGGCCCUGCACACCCCCCUGCCGGGCUCUCUGCAGGGUUACACCCAUGACAGCUACGAGGACAGCAAGUCGGACUGCCCGGAGCCCAGCCCGCCCGCCUGCUGCACCCCCGGCUCCACCGCACCCAAGACCCUCACACUCCACCACCUGGGACGGGCAGACGGCUCCGCGAGGCCCUAGGUUGUCCCGGGAAGCGCCGUGGUUCCUAGCCGACGCCUGCCAUGCGUCUGGAUCCAGCGCCCAUGUCCAGUGAAUGGGCAGAGCAGAGAAGAGACGCUGAGAGCACUGGCACCCUUGCGUGGAUGCCAGCUGAACACUGAGCUGGAGCGAGCUGUUGGACUUGUGACCUGCGCCAGGCACUGCCAGCAGGGGCAGUGCCCAUGGGCGGGGGCAGGAGCAGGGCUGCCGCCAUCCCUGCAUUGUGCUGCUAUUCCCCAAUGAUUAAUGAUUAUUAUUUUAUGUGUAUUGCUCUGUGCUGGGCUGGAGACCUCACCUGGCAGCGCCCCCUGACCCCGCAGCAGGAGGUGGCUGGGCUGGGCUGGCGGGGGGCUGCUGCCCAGGGGGGAGCACAGCUGGGCCUUUUGGUGAAUCGCUGCAUCGAGGUUUCUAUGCAAGGUGUGUGUGGCUGGGCGAAAUGACGCCCCCAGCCUGGCCCGGGGUCUCGGUUUGUAUCCCCCCUCCCCCUCCUCCUCCCCCUCCCAGACCAGGUGUCUUUUCUGCACCCUAGGAGCUGCAGCACUAACGCCGGCCCCUUACCACUUUGGGGGCAGCUGCGAGCUGGAGGACCAGCCUGGGGAGCCUUGGCAAAGGAGCUAGAAUCCCGCCCCCGUGCCCCUCAGCCAUUCCCUCUCCCCAUUGACCCCAGCUGUCCCCCACUCCGCUGUUCCCUUGUCCUGGAGCUCUGCACCCCGCACUGGCAUAUGGGGGGCGGGGGGCUCAGCGGAUCCUUGGGCAUGAGGUGGGGCCGUGCCUUGCUACCCUGCCCCCAGCACUGAGUCGUGAGGCUCCCCGGGAGACCAGGGUGGGGAGCAGCUGUGUCUGGGAAGGGGCCCAGCAACCCCCCUGCAGGACGUUGAGAUGCCAGCCCCAGUGGGGAGACAUGACCCCUCCCCAGCCUGGGGCAGGGGGCUGAGCUCUGGCCCAGGGGGUGCCCUGGACUCAAGCCAGGGGCUGGAACAGGGGCCAUGUGCCCCCACCUGGGGAGACGGGAACGGUCUCGACUCUAGUCAGUGAAAAGGGAAAGUCAUGUUUGAAGGAAAGGUUGUUUUCUCACUGAAUCCUGACACCAGCAGGGCCCAGAUCCAGCAAGGCCUAGCAGCUAGAGCACGGGCCUGGGCCUCAGAACACCUGGCUUUUCCUCCCCACUCCUUGGGAAAAGCCCCUCCUCCCUUCCUGCCUCAGUUUCUCCAUGGGGACAAUGCUACCCACCCUCCUUUGUAAACGGCUGUGAGACCAAAUUGUGAGGGCUCCUCCCGUGGGUUUGAUGGCCGGGGUGAGGGGGGGGGUCCUGGCAGGAAGGGGGUCAGGGAAAGGAGGAGAUCUGGGGCAAAUUGGAGGGGGAUGUGCCCCCCCCAUACAGGCCCAUCCAAGGCCUAGGUAUUGCCUAUGUCUCUCUUGCACCCUUUAUGAUCUUGAUGCUGCCCAACAGAAACUGAUGGGCGGGGGAGGGAUGUAUUCCAAAUAGCGCCCCCACCCUCGUGUGAUCGCACAACUCCCCUGCACGACCGCACACCCACCUGUGCAGUUGCAGCCAGAUCAGAGAGCCUUUGAAAAACAGGAACCUACCCUGCCCACUAGGCUGAGCUUCCUGCCCCCCACCCCCCGCCGGCCGGGCCCCGAUCCUGCAGCCGGGGCCACUCUCUGGAGGCAGGCAGGGAUCAGUUGGCUCCUGGGGGUUUAGUGUGGAAUCGCUGGCGCUUGCCUCUCUCUUCCCUGGCACUUUAACCACUCCCCCCAAGCCCCAGGGCCCCUAUCAGCCCUUUCCUGUGGGGU